AUGAGCGACAACCGCGUCGACCCAUGGAAGAAGCACUAUGUCACGGGCACCCUCCCGCAGCUCAACAACGACAGGCUAUCAUGGCUGGAUCCCAUGUUCCCCUCCAUGGACCCCGCCACGCUGCGGCUCGACCCGCCCAGCACCAACGCGCUGCCGAAGCCGUCGCCGGCCGAGCUCGACGACCUCUUCUUGUCGGAGCGCCUGCAGAAGCACUUCAUGUACGGCUUGACGACGUGGGAGACCGCGAUUCUGGCUAGCGCCGAGGACUACACGGCGUACGACGAGAGCGACCACACCACGGCCAACGACCUGCACGUGGACGAGGAUUCGUGGCUGCGCGUGUGGCAGAAGUACCGCUGGAGGAUCGACUUUGUGCAGCAGCAGCACUGGACCGGGAACGCGGGUAGGAAAUGGACGGUGGAUGACCCGUUUCUGUGGAAGGAGCUGUCGAAGUGCAUUCAGCUGGCGGAUAAUAUCUUGCGGGUGUCUGCGACGGAGCCAUGGCUGCGCAUGCUACUAUCCAAAGACGGCCUCGAAUCGGUCAAAGUCGAAGUGCCGUAUGGCUCUAAGAAUUGGGAGCAAAUCUGGCGCGUCAAGAACGACACCUCAUUCAUGACAACCACGCAAGCAGUGCUCGACUUCUUCGAGGACCCAGAGUUCUACACGGCCGUUCUAUGGGCUUUCAAAGAUCAUUCUACCAACUUUGUCGCCUCAGAUAAUGGCUCGGCCGAAGUUGGGACGACCCAUCAAACCUACAAUGCACAUCGCAGGCUGUCGCCGAUCACCUUGGAUAUCGUAUAUUUGCAGACGAUGCUUGACCCGUCCGCUACAGCGGUGUCGAAGAGAUUGGCCUUGCAUCUUCAGGCUCUUACUAUUGUACACGAACUCAUGUUCGGAGCCAGAGAAUAUUACCCCGAGAUGGGCCAUUCCUGGGAAGGGUCGGCUCUCGGCGGCUCCCUCUUCGGUAUCGAGUCCCUCGAGACCGGGUCCCAUUACAGGAACUCCAACGCAGCAGGCAUCAUCGCCGGCCUCGCCGUAUGGCCGAACAUCAACAGCCACACCUGGCACGAGACGUACGGCGUCGCCCUCUGCAUCCCCUCGUACCGCACAACCUGGCCAGCCCCGGCCCUCUGGGCCACCUCGUUCCGCUCGGGCGACUUCUGGAACAAGAUCGUGCCCAAAUACGGGCCCGGCGCCCUCAAGAUGCCCAAGCCUCUUGUCGACGUCACCAUCGAAGAUGCCCCGUUCAAAUCCGCCGGCGGCCCCGUGCCAUCGCAGGCGAGGUGGGUGAUGGGCUAUAUCCCGCCUGAGUGGCAUCGCAAGUCGCUGGGCACUCUGGCGCGGCGGCUCACCUCGCGUCGUCGGGCAUACCAGACAAGGAGGCCGUGGUUCCCGGACACGUUCGCGAUGUGGCAGAUGACGCCCUGGAGCUGGACCGACUUCCGCCGCGAGCUGAACGUCGCGCUCACCAUACACUUCGUCCGCAGGGGCCUCGUCGACCAGUUGUACCUGCAGAGCAUGAUCGUCAGACUCAUCCACCCGCUCGUGAUCGGCGUCAAGUUCCCCGACGGCAGGGUGAGUAUGCAAAUCCCGCCCGGCUUCGAGCACGUCAACAAGGAAUGCGCCGUGCAGGCGUGGUUCUUCCGCGCUAUCGGCAUCCUCAUGGCCGCCUCUCUGCCCGCCCACGACGGGGAGGUGGUACCGGAGAGGGAGCCCUCGCAUUACAGCAACCCCAACCCGUGGAAGAUCAAGGCCAGCGUCGCGACGGCGCUGAACAGCGCCGAGCGGUCGGACCUGUCCGCGGCGAUGACGUAUCUGUACAGGAACCGACACAAGUACGACGGCUUCCGGAUGGACAAGAGGCAUCACGCCCCGGACCCGCCCAAGAACAGGCUGAACCUGCGCCGCGACUUGAUUGAGCUGGCCGUGUCCUGCUGGGAUGCGUUCGAAGCAGUCUGCGACCUGCCUUUGGGGCUGCGAGGCGCGUUCUUUACUGCCGUGAAUGAUAUGACGGCGCAGCUGAAGGCGGAUUUGGGCAAUGAUUACAGAUCAUGGCUUGACUUCAACUUCCGCAUGCCGGAAUACGCUGGUGUAUGGGAGAAUGGGCGAGCGACUGGUUUGGAGAAGUUCAAGGAGGUACUCAAGGAUGGAUGGGACGCCAUGAGCCCGGCGUUCGGAGAAGAAGCUGUUUUGCGAUUCAACGGGGAGCCGGUGAAGGACCCCGGCCACAUCGAAAUUGAACCGACCUGGGCCAUCGGAUGCGUGGGUAUCGCGGGUGACGUUGUUCCGGUUGACCAGCGUCCCGGAAAAGGCGACUUCAAGUACUUUACCACAAGCCAGAUAUACGACCAAGCGGUGGAAGAGGGGAAGCCUGUGCUCAUUGCUGAAGAAGGGAUUCACCUGAACAUCUUCCUCGUUUCGGAUGUCAAGGAACUCCUGGGAAACAUCACUGAGGAACAACUGAACACCAUCACGUCGAAGGAGUUCAAUGGCCAACAGAUAAAGCCCGAAGCUGUGAAACUACUAAGACAGGCUGCUCCCAACCUUGUGCCGCUGGGGAGGGCGAUGAGAAUCUGGAGAGAGGACGAGAUCGCCCUGUGCGAUGGGACGAACGGCUACCCCUUUUGCGUCCGUAUCGCGGAUAGCGUUUUUGACCUCACUGAUGUUGAUCACCUGGAAAAUGCUGGCCCCGACAAGCGCGUCAAUGUCCUGGAAAUCCUCAGGUCGACGCCGGGUGGCAACCCUUCCCAGAAGCUAUUGCAGGCUGGCGUCUUCCCCCGAGCUGUUAGCGACCAGAUCUCUCGAUAUCGCAUUGGAUAUGUGGAUUCCAAGGUGCCCAGAGCCACCCACAGGCAUCAUGAGAGGACGUUCACGGAAAAGACGCUGCGCCGCUACGAGUUUGUGGAUUGCAGCAUGUAUGUUGCCAUUCAGGACAAGGUGUACGACAUCACAAACUACGUUAUGCUCCAUCCCGGAGGCGAAAGGCUCUUGGUCGAGAACGGGGGAAAAGACAUUACCGAGCUAUUCAACAAACAUCACCCGAAAUCCAAGGACGAAUUGAUAGAAUCAUUGCAAGCCGUGCGCAUUGGCAGGUUGGUCGAGAACCGGUCCGAGACGGUCCUUCUCGACGGACUGCCGUCGCCAGAGGUUGUGCAUCAUGACGAGAUCCUGCUCCGCAAUGAGAUCUACUCAGUGCGAGCUCUCAUCGACUCGGCAGAGAACUACCGCCUCGUCGAAGCACUCAGGCCCUACCUAGGCAAAGACGCCACCCAAGCACUUGCGGCCGAGGACGACGACGAGGGUCCUCUGACGACGUUUGCGCGUAUGAAGGGCUUCAUCGUGGCCAUGACCGACCCUAAAAAGACUGAGCUUCGCAACAUGUCAAUCACAGAGAUGAGACACUUCGACGGGCUGAAGGACCGCCUGGCUUAUGUUGCUGUAGAUGGCUUGAUUUACGAUGUGACAGAUGUCAUCGACUUUGGUUACAAUAAUCGGAACUACGAGAAUUUGCGUAACUACGUGGGUCACAGUAUCCAGAGCGACGACGCCUUGGCCGAUUACGUGAAGAACAACUGCGAGCACCGGCUCUGCGCCAGGUUGGUCGAUUUCAGACACGCAGACAGUGGACCCGAAAAAUUCAUCUGGAAUGCCGCUAGAUGGCAACCAAUGGAGAACUACCCGCCUCUUUGGGGUUACAGACCCCCGAACCCUCCCUCGCCACCACAGCCCGACGAAGUCGCGCCUUACCCAUACUUUCAGAUGUUGGAGGAUAAGUACGGCGUGCAGGACUUCUUCGACGGCCCUGACGACAACAUCGCCAGCGAGGUGCUCGAUUCCCUCGUCAACCCAGCCGGUGGCUACGAGGCGGACUCGGACGACUCGGACUCCGCCCAGACCGUCUACGCGGUGCAAUCGUACCAGCCUGUUAUGGCUUCGCGAUAUGGGAGGAACAGGGGCAAGAUGGACGUCAAACGUCGGCUUAAGGAGAAGCACAGGAUUCAGCGGCUACGUGGGAAGAAGACGCCUGGAAUUAGGCCAAGACCGGAUGAUGGCAGCGUGGGUAUCGAGGAGAGUGUGUGUUCGAAGCGUAAGGUUCAUUUUGCGAAGGAGGAUGGGCCUGAAAAGAGGCGGAAGAUCUUCGAAUACAGCACUGAAUAG
Colletotrichum chrysophilum is the source of this 4158-nucleotide messenger RNA. RefSeq lists its product as uncharacterized. The transcript has 9 exons. Gene Ontology annotation, molecular function: heme binding. Lineage: Eukaryota; Fungi; Ascomycota; Sordariomycetes; Glomerellales; Glomerellaceae. The coding region runs from base 1 to 4158 and encodes 1385 amino acids. The record is from RefSeq and is a predicted model, not a curated record. Gene Ontology annotation, cellular component: membrane; intracellular membrane-bounded organelle.